This is a messenger RNA of Exaiptasia diaphana, 4896 nucleotides long. RefSeq names its product peroxidasin. Gene Ontology annotation, molecular function: heme binding; peroxidase activity; calcium ion binding. The record is from RefSeq and is a predicted model, not a curated record. Gene Ontology annotation, cellular component: membrane. The transcript is spliced from 14 exons. NCBI's taxonomy places the organism in Eukaryota, Metazoa, Cnidaria, Anthozoa, Actiniaria, Aiptasiidae. Bases 35 to 4249 code for a protein of 1404 amino acids. Gene Ontology annotation, biological process: response to oxidative stress.
CUGAAAUCAUUCCCGUUAAGAUAACCAAGCAAUAAUGGCUCCCACAAAGGACCUUUUUGUCUGGUGUCUUAUGCUUUUUGUCUUGAAUAACGUCUACGGCACUCGACCAAAAACUCGGUGUCCACGUCGAACAAUUACGAUCAGAUCUCAUAAAGGCACAAUACAGUCCCCAGGCUACCCUAGUGCGCAGUCAUCGAAACACAGAUGCAUAUGGCAAAUCCAAGUAAAUCAAGGAUUCUUAGUAUAUUUACAUUUUGAUAAWCAUUUUGGUCUUCCUGUGUCUACCUCGGGCAAGUGUAUAAAGAACUGGGUUCUAGUGAGCUCUCGUCGUCAGAAUUUCCGAACAGGAGAUAGAUAUAUGACUGGCUCACAUACCAUAGUGUUUUGUGGCACAGGACAUCCUAGUAACAUUACAUCUUAUGGUAGAGAUAUAUGGAUACGCUAUCAUACUGAUCAAAGACGAACUGGCAAAGGAUUUAAAAUUUAUUUCUCAGCCAUUGAUGUCGAUGAAUGCAAARUAAAGAACGGUGGAUGCGAAAAACGUUGCGUCAAUACUCCCGGAAGCUACAGAUGCGCAUGUCAUAGUGGUUUUGCCUUGUCUAGUGAUGGUAAACACUGCUCAGAAAUCCCAAAAGCAAGAAUAACUUUCAGCAAGAAACGUUAUCAGGUGACGGUAACAACAAAAGCAGGACGGGGCACAAGACUUGUUAAAGUACGCGCUACGGCUCAAAGAACAGCAAAGCCACUGGAAUACAGCAUCCGUACUAUCAACAAUAGAAUACAAGCCAAGAAACGAGCCGUAUUUUCUAUCAACAAACGAUCAGGUGUUCUUAUGUUAUCAAAACGACCGUCUACUGGUGUUUAUCGAUUGGUAGUCGAAGCCCGCCUCAAUGACAUCAGUUCUGCUCAAGUCACAGUCGUAAUACGAGUACGUCCACAAAAACGGAACACUUUUAGAUUCACAAGAAAGCGCUACACAGUCAUCGUACCAACAUCCAUCUUAAAACGACAGAAAAUCCUUCAGCUUGCUGUGUAUAAGCCUGCACGCGCAAUCAAUGGAACGGUAAAGUACAAGCUACGCACUGAUACCAGUUAUUUCUUUUUGAAUGCCAAACAAGGAUCACUUUCUGUAGCCAAAAGUCUCAAAUCAAAAGGAAAUAAGACAAUGAAUCUUCGAGUCAAGGCAGUGAUGCGUGGACGGCUGAACUUCAACGCCGACGCAAUUGUCUCGAUUAGUAUUGUACCAGAUUACAUCGGGAAUCAGUUUGUUGAUUCGUCGCUCAAAGUAAUCAAUAAGAACUCGUCAGUAAAACCGAGGAAAACAUCUCCUUCGGGGCGCUCUCGGGGAAGAAAAGGGGCUGCUGAGUUUAGGUUGCAUCGUAUGUUGCGCACACCAUCGCCUGAAGCUCGGAAGAUCUCCGCGGCAGAUCUGAAAUUUAACAAUGUGAUAAGGAAUAUUAAAAGGCAAGUGGCUGAACGAGUCUUAGGUGACAAUGGUCGAUCGCGUACAGACGYUGUUUCUAUCAGGCUUGGUCCCAGUUCUCUGGCUUCCGCGUCCAAACUUUCCGACAUCAUACGUAACAUCAAUUGUACAGCGCCUAAAGUGAACUGCUCUGAUAACAACUAUCACUCUAGGUACAGAUCGCUGGAUGGUACGUGCAACAACUUAGACCACCCAUUCUGGGGGGCAGCKCCAGCAGCGUUCACACGAAUGCUAGACGCCGUUUACUACGAUGAUAAUCGUCUUUCAGAUCCAUUGGGAUUUCCUGAUCAACCAUUUGCCCCUCCCAUGCCAUCACCCCAUCUUGUUAGUCARGAAUUUCUUGUUCACCGUGACCGCGCCAAAAGAAGCCGGUCAAGAUAUUCUCAUAUGUUGAUGCAAUGGGGUCAAUUCUUGGAUCACGAUUUGACCUUUACAGCUGAAAGUGAGGGAGCGGAAAAAUGUUUCCUUCCGAACUGUGACAAUUCCCCAGAGGACUACGAGCAGCCAUGUUUCCCUAUCAUGUAUCCCGACAACAAUGAAUGUACGAUGUUCACACGGUCAGCGGCUGCYUGUCAAAGUGAYGACAGCAACAUCACACCACGUGAGCAGCUGAAUACUGCGACGUCAUAUAUAGAUGGUUCUCAGAUCUAUGGCUCUUCAGCCUCUACAGCCACGAAUUUGAGAGAUAUUAUCAGUAAUAGAGGAUACAUGAGAACGUCAAGUGACGACUUCCUCCCUUACGUCAAGUCAACGCUAAAAGCACCRUUGAAUCUAUGCCARAUAUACGGGGGUUGCUUCGACGCAGGUGACAUUCGUGUUAACGAUCAGAUUGCGUUAGUCUCSAUGCACACGUUAUGGRUUCGUGAACACAAUAAAAUUGUAGAACAGCUGAACUUGUUGAAUCCACACUGGAAUGGAGACAAGACUUACCAGGAAGCCAGGAAAAUCGUUGGUGCACAGUUGCAGCAUAUAACAUACAAUGAAUAUCUUCCUAAAAUAUUGGGAUCCAACGCCCUUCCUCGUUAUAAAGGUUACAGCAAUGUCAAUCCGACUAUCUUAAAUGUAUUUGCAACAGCAGCGUUUAGAUUUGGACAUAGUACAGUUCGACCAUCAUUUUCUUUGCUGGAUUCCAACUAUGAGCCCAUCACGGCAGAGAUUCCCCUCAUAAAAGCAUUUUUUAAUAACAAGCUCGUUCAGAAGUACGGUGUUAAGCCGAUAUUACUCGGGCUUUUAGCUAAUGUUUCGCAGGAUGUCGAUAAAGAAAUGCCAGCUGGUUUGACGAGGCAUUUGUUUCAACAGCCUGAGUCAGAGCAUGGGUUCGACUUGGCCGCUUUGAAUAUUCAACGCGGGCGCGAUCACGGUCUCCCUGGGUAUGGAGUCUGGAGACGAGAAUGCAACCUUACACACGCGGAAAUAUUUGAAGAAACGCUUGAUGAGAUUCAAGACGCCGAGAGCCGACGAAUAUUAGACCGUCUGUAUAAUGGAUCGGUUGAGAAUGCGGAUCUUUUUGUAAGCGGUCUUGCCGAGGAGCCUCUCAAUGGAUCAAUCCUUGGACCAACAUUUCAUUGUAUUAUCAAAGAGCAGUUUAAAAGAUUACGUGAUGGAGAUCGUUUCUGGUACGAAAAYCCCGAUGUCUUUAAUAAGGAACAGCUUUCUGAGAUUAAAAAAGCGUCCAUGUCACGUAUAAUGUGUGAUAACUUGAUUGGCAUAGUAUCCAUACAGCGUGAUGCUUUCAUUGCUCCAUCGUUGGGUGACAAGCGAAUGAUAUGCUUGCAGCUUCCUAGAAUGGAUCUAAGGCUUUGGAAAGAAAACAAUGUCAAACCUUCUAGUCAGCCCUCUGUUGUUCCAUCUCAGUGGUUCAAUACCGUGCGCACUCCAACAGGGACCUGGGCAGUGUCUUUAGGAAGACAGAUUUGUCGCAAUUCAGUGGUUGACAUCCAGUGUCAAAUGUUGGACGGUUCACCAAUARAACAGGCUGAUCAGAUUGUCCACUGUGAACCGCUGGUUGGUGUGUACUGUCGUAACAGUGAACAACGAUCGCCAAAGACAACUUGUCGUGAUUUCCGUUUCCGGUUUUUGUGCUCUGAUAUUCGUAGACCAGUUCCUACAGAACCAGCCCAAGAACAAAUUACAGAUGUGACUAGACCACCAACUCUGACUUGCAGUGAAAGACAUCCCACGGAUUUUGACUUUACUUUCAUCGCUACCGAAUCUCUCAGCAUCAACAAACAUUUCCAAAACUCUGCCGAGCGUAAAUACCUAUUUGUUGGUAAAAACAAUGGAGAAUCAAAACACAGAAUGCUAUUUAAAUUCGAUACCAGGAAGAUAACUAGAAGAGCUAUAGUGCAUUCCGCGUUUUUGUACUUAUAUCUUAUUGAUGUUCAGCGCAAUACUGGAGUCCACAGCUUUGAUAUUCCUGCUAAUAAUCUGGAGGUCUAUCAAAUACUGAGUACUGAUUGGUCAGCUUAUAAUACUACAGCAGUGAUACCUUGGCAUGAAAACUACUUAGGACUUGGAAGUGAUGUUGAUGCAAGAAUCUCACUAAGUGCGCCUCUCUUCACAACAGAAAAGAACAGGUGGGUUACUCUGGACAUUGCGCAUGCUCUUCGAAACUGGCAAAUCCGCAGACAACCAAAUUACGGGCUCAUGGUAAAAACAAGAAAGGAGACAAGUGCCAACGCAGUGUAUCGAUUCGCGUCUGCUUUAAAUGACAACCCUAACGUUAGGCCAAGAAUUAUAGUAUGCCUUACUAUACCACCAUGGUAGGAUUGAUGGCUUCUUCAGUGAAAUUAUAUAAUGUAGUGUAGUUUUAUACUAGCUAGGAAGGGGGACAUUCAGGAGAAGAUCAGGGGACUUAUGGAAAUAUAAAUAAGUGAAUAGUAUUUUUUUGUAGAGAGGUAUACCAACGUUUAAAAAUAGACGCAAUAUAGCUUUUUCUUUUGCUAUUAGUGGUCGGUCUUCCAGUUUUCAUUAGAGUGUUCGAUACUGUGUAGAGCAGGAUGAAACUUAUAGUCGCUACCCGCGUCAUGUGUAUUUGAUUCCGUUAACUCAUACGUACUUUCUCUUUAGCUAUAUUUAUUUAAAUAUCCUUUAAAUUGCCUUUCCGUUUAGUAUGUUUGUUUCCGUUUCCGCUGAUUUUCGUUUGUUCGUAUAAAUCUUAACAAUUAAGCAAGCCAGUAAAAUACUGCCGACUCAUCAGUUGAUUAGAAGAUAAUUUUCUGCAACACAAUGAGCAGCAUCCCUAUCGGAAAAAGAAAUUAAAUAGAACCCAAGUUACGAAAGGCAAAGUUGGGGAAUCAAUCAUGGUCCUAUAUCAUAAUGACAACAAUACAAAACAUGCUGCUUUUUCAUAUGGUUACCAUAUGAUGGAAUAAGAGUCACUGCAUAUCAAAUAAAAUGUAUAUGAGCAGUCU